AUGGGUACUUCAAUGGGUUCGACAACCGAAACUGGAAUUGAAACAGGAAACAAAGGACAAGCUGCAGCUCUCAACACGGAAAAUGAUUUAAAUUCUUCUGCAAAUGUUAAUUCUGCUGUUGACGCUUCUACUAAGGUCAAUAGUGACUGUAUUGAUGAGUAUAUCAACAAAACUGUUCUUGAGACUAAUGGUGUGCCAGAUGUUUAUACAUUUGUGGAACCUGAUACUGGUGUAGGCAAGAAUGAUCAAGAUAAACCUAACCAGAUCGACACUACUGAGCAAGAAAGAAUUCCAGUAGUAGUAAGGACUGAUAAUAACUCUGAUAAUAAUGUUGUGGGUUAUUCUAAAUCUGAUGAGUGUAUUAGGUCUUUGUUUGCUGAUAAAGAACCUUCUUUUGACAAAAGUGUGGGUGAUAAUCCUGAUGUUGUCAUUGUGAAUGACAUAGUGGCUGGUGACAAGUCACUAGAUAAGACACCUUGUGCUAAUGUUGCAGGAAGAAUCAGAAGUAGGGCUGGUAAGAAUGUCAAGAAGAAGAGCUUAAAGAGAAAAGAACCCCCUUCUAGUGAUUCAGACUUUGAAAGGGAGACAAGUGUAGCUACAUCUAGUGGCACAUCUAGAAGAAGUGUGGAAGGAAAGAAGGUGUCUGUGUCCGUUCCUUAUGCUCCUCUAGAUAAUAUUUCUUUUCAUCUGGAAAAUGGGUCAACAACGUGGAAGUAUGUGUAUCACAGAAGAUUGGCUCUUGAAAGGAAUCUUAAGGGAGAUGUUCUAAAAUGCAAAAAUGUUGUUGAUGUACUUACACAUGCAGGUUUGAUGAGAAAAAUGACUGAUCUAGGUGACUGUUUUGAUAUGCUGGUAAGGGAAUUUGUAGUGAAUGUUGCUGACAAUUGUGAUGACCUUAAAAACCCUGAGUAUAUGGAGGUGUUUGUGAGGGGUAGAUGUGUUCAUUUCUCUCCAUCUAUAAUCAAUAAGUUUUUGGGCAGGAGUGAAUAA
This is a messenger RNA of Trifolium pratense (red clover), 990 nucleotides long. RefSeq lists its product as uncharacterized. The transcript has 5 exons. Bases 1 to 990 code for a protein of 329 amino acids. The record is from RefSeq and is a predicted model, not a curated record. NCBI's taxonomy places the organism in Eukaryota, Viridiplantae, Streptophyta, Magnoliopsida, Fabales, Fabaceae.